UGCGCAUUCAAAAUUUAACGGUUAUUGCAAUUUGGCUAAUCAAGACAUUCCUUGCCUACUCUGGGGAGGUGCCGUACAGAGGGUAAUAUUUGAUCCAGAGUUUACAUCCACCUGGGACAACGGUUCUAUAAUAACUGAUCCCAUACCAGCUUCACCAUGAGCAUCGAUGAAAUCUGUGAGAACACCAAGAUGGGGAGGGAAUAUGCCCUGCUGGGAAACUACGAGACAUCUCUUGUCUACUACCAAGGAGUCUUGAACCAGAUCCACAAGCUCCUGACGUCAGUCCAUGAUCCGCAACGCAAGCAUCAAUGGCAAACAAUAAAACAGGAACUUACCCAAGAAUAUGAGCAUGUGAAGGACAUCACAAAGACCCUGAGCGGCUUCAAGUCCGAGCCUGCCCCGGAGCCGGCUCCCAACCAUAGACCCGCCCCUUUCAGUCACCAUCAGCAUGCCAAGCCUGCAGAGCCAGCCAGAGAUCCAGACGUGUGGCCUCCCCCGACCCCUGUGGACCAUGGUCAUAGGCCUUCCCCUCCAUACCAGCGGGCUGCACGCAAGGACCCGCCCCGUCGCAACGAGCCCAGCAAGCCAGCCAAUCGGAAUUCUGGACAUGACCGUGGAGGUCGUGGCCCCUCAGAUCGCCGUGGUGAUGGUCGUUCCGCUGGUGGACGAGGCGGCGCUAGGGGAAGUGAUAAAGACAAGGGAAGAGGUGGAAAAUCAGAUAAGGACAAGAAAGCCCCGUCAGGUGAAGAGGGCGAUGAGAAGAAGUUUGAUCCUGCUGGUUACGACAAAGAUCUGGUGGAAAAUCUUGAAAGAGAUAUCGUACAGAGAAACCCAAAUGUACACUGGAAUGACAUUGCUGGUUUGACUGAAGCCAAACGUCUUCUAGAAGAAGCCGUGGUGCUUCCCCUCUGGAUGCCGGAUUAUUUCAAGGGAAUCAGAAGACCCUGGAAGGGGGUUCUGAUGGUGGGGCCGCCAGGGACGGGUAAAACCAUGCUUGCCAAGGCCGUAGCCACGGAAUGCGGGACAACGUUCUUCAACGUGAGCUCGGCGUCGCUGACUUCGAAGUACCACGGAGAGUCAGAAAAGCUUGUGCGGCUCUUGUUUGAGAUGGCACGAUUCUACGCACCAAGCACUAUCUUCAUUGAUGAGAUUGAUUCUAUCUGCAGCAAGCGUGGAACCGGGUCUGAACACGAGGCUAGCAGGAGGGUCAAAUCUGAAUUGCUCAUUCAAAUGGAUGGUGUGUCUGGUCCGAGCGCUGGUGAGGAGAGUAGUAAGAUGGUGAUGGUCCUCGCUGCCACCAACUUCCCCUGGGAUAUCGACGAAGCCCUCAGGAGACGUCUUGAGAAGCGUAUCUACAUUCCACUGCCAGAGAUUGAUGGUCGAGAGCAGCUUCUUCGUAUCAACCUGAAGGAAGUGCCUCUUGCUGAUGAUGUUGAUCUCAAGACCAUUGCUGAGAAGAUGGAUGGCUACUCUGGAGCUGAUAUCACCAAUGUUUGCAGGGAUGCCUCCAUGAUGGCGAUGCGUCGUCGCAUCCAGGGACUGCGGCCGGAGGAGAUCCGCAACAUCCCCAAGGAGGAACUGAACCAACCCAGCACCCCUGAUGACUUCAUGCUGGCCCUGCAGAAGGUCUCCAAGUCUGUCGGCAAGGAGGACCUGGAGAAGUACAAGAAGUGGAUGGAGGAGUUUGGCUCCGUCUAGUGAGGGCGGGCUUGGCUCCGGGUAGAUUAGGGAUUAGAGGGGGCGUGGGAAUGGACUGCCGUCAAUUCAAUUCACUGUAGAAUAUUGAACCUAAGGCUUUGUGUGAAUAGAAAUUCUGUUAUGUCUUUAAUUCUCUUUCAGCAGCAUAUCGGGCCCUGUUACAUGAAGCUUAGUGAUUAAUCACAGUGCUGAUUUCUCUGAUUGAUUGCAGUGAUUAUUGUGAAUAAUCAAUCGUGAAAGUCAGCUACCAAGCAAAUUCUGAGCUUUAUGUUACAAGACACUGGGCCCAGUCGCAAAAGGAGUUGCAUGUAAAUGCAAGAUCGAUCGCUAAUAUGCACAAUUGAUUGAUUGGUUGAAAAUCAAGUUGUGUUUGAAAUUUUGAGUUGCAAUUGAUCAUAAUUCUUCGUGCAACAGAGAUCUAACAGCAUUUCUUAACUUAUAGAUUGGUUGUAUCAGUGGCUGUUACUGCCUUUGAUAGGUGGGGGUCGGUUGAUGGAAAGAUUUGGAUCCAGAUACGACAGGGAGAGAGAGUUACUAACAGAAAAAUUGAUUGAGAAUGGGAUAAAGGGGAGCUGAUCGCUCCAUUUGCUAUGGAAGACGUAAUGACCCGUUAAUUCUUGGUAAAUUCAUAAUCGGAAAUGAUUAAAUUUGUACCAUUACAAUGACUUCAAAACAUUGAAAUUCCCUUCGAAUUGUUAUAUUUCUCCAACCAUCAAACUCAUUUAAUCUUUCUCUCUUGCGAUCUACCUGCGUAGAGAUAUGUAUGAAUGUGGUAUAGAACUAUUAUAUCUCAAUGUAUAGAUAUAUUAAUUAGGAAUAGUGAAUAUCUAAUUAUAAGCCAUGAGUGUAAUUUUCCCCAAAUCAAAAUUGGCAAGAGGUUAUAUUAUUUAAAGGAUGACCAAUAUUUAAACAUGUACUUGCAGGUUAUGAUGAUUUGGAACUUAAAGCCAGUAAUAUGAAGAGCAUUCUGUUAUUGACUUGAUUUUAUAUUCCGUCCAUGUUUGAAUGAUUUAGUUUGCAGUUUACGACUUAGUUUGCAGUUUACGAGAAAAGGACAGAAAUGUAUGAGCGUGUGGUUGCUUUCAUUGGAAUUGAUGGUAAAUUUAUGAAAGUAACAUUAGAUUGGUAGAUUUAUUUAAUUGAUGUGUGUGAUACUACUUUAGAUGCUAGCCAUUAUGUAUAAAUGAGUUGUAUUUCAGUUGCUCUUAACUUGGAAAGAGGGCAAACAUUGAAAGUUACUUGGUCUUGUGCAAGAAUACAAAUAAAGACUUUUGCACCGUGGUUUACUAAAUUCAACAAAAAUUGAUGUGUAUAGGUUGUGUGAUACAAUGAAUUUCAACAUUCUUUUCCUUAUCUUUUUACUAAUCGAUUCAAAAUUUGAUUUCUUAUUUAUCGCACUGUGUGGUUGUUUAUAAAGAUAUUUGUAAGUUACAAACAACUCUGCAUGACUGGUGAUGCCUUCUUGUGCUAUGAAUAAAAGAAUGAGACACUGAUUACAGCACUGAGAAGGUACCACCAGUCGUUUUUAAAGUGAUUCGUUAAUUACGAAUAGCUUUUUGGAACACCCCACUGAGCCCUUUGCAGAAAGAAGUGCAAUCAAGCGCAAUGUUAUUUUCAACAAAUGUGAACGGCCCAUGUAGGAUAUGCUCUGCUCUUGAUUUGUUUGUUUUAUAACACAACUCUUUUGCAACGGGUCCGAGGUCAAAUGACACAUUAACAUGGUACAUAUAUAUGGUGUGUAUGAAGUAUAAGCCUUUUCCCUGCAAAAAACUACAACAAAAACUUAGCGAUUGAUUGUAUGGCUGAUUUGUAAGAUUGAUUGCAAUAAGGUCAGUUGUAAGAAUCAACUUCGCAACCGUUUCAGCUUCGUGUUCUGGGGGCCUGGCAUUCAUAUUUCACAAGAUGAAAUUAUGUUAUUGUAAAAUCAUUAAUUGAGUCUUCUCAUGACUCGUCUUCAAUGUGAGGUUUAAAGAGAUAUUUA
This is a messenger RNA of Lytechinus variegatus (green sea urchin), 3679 nucleotides long. RefSeq names its product katanin p60 ATPase-containing subunit A1. The transcript is spliced from 11 exons. Lineage: Eukaryota; Metazoa; Echinodermata; Echinoidea; Temnopleuroida; Toxopneustidae. Gene Ontology annotation, molecular function: microtubule severing ATPase activity; ATP binding; microtubule binding. Bases 157 to 1698 code for a protein of 513 amino acids. Gene Ontology annotation, biological process: microtubule severing. Gene Ontology annotation, cellular component: microtubule cytoskeleton. The record is from RefSeq and is a predicted model, not a curated record.